GGGCUCGCCACAUAAAAUUUCCGGUCACCGCUCCUCACAGACAGUAUUAUUUACAAGUGGCUCCUGAGAUGAGCCAUCAAGGAGAGAGUGAAGAAGAGAGGCAGCAGAUGGCCGCUCCAGCCAUGGAGGGUGCGGCAGUGACUGCUCUACGUUCGGUUAUGUUCCGAGUCCAACAGGCUGCCGAGAGGUCUGGCCGUAGGUCCGAUCAGGUUAGAGUGAUUGCCGUCAGCAAGACCAAGCCGGUGUCUCUCAUUCGCCAGGUCUACGACGCUGGUCACCGCUGCUUCGGUGAAAAUUACGUUCAAGAGAUCAUCGAAAAAGCACCCCAGCUUCCAGACGAUAUCGAAUGGCAUUUUAUUGGACACAUGCAGAGCAACAAAGUAAAAUCGCUUCUUGCCGGUGUUCCAAAUCUUACCAUGGUUGAGAGUGUGGAUGAUGAGAAGAUUGCUAAUCAUCUUGAUCGUGUGGUAGCAAGCAUUGGAAGAAAGCCUCUCAAGGUUUUGGUUCAAGUCAAUACCAGUGGGGAAGCAUCAAAAUCCGGUGUUGAACCAUCAAGUUGUGUAGAACUUGCAAAACAUGUUAAGCUUGGUUGCCCAAAUCUCGAAUUUUCAGGCCUAAUGACAAUAGGAAUGCCGGACUACACAUCAACACCAGAAAACUUUAGGACAUUGUCAAACUGCAGGAUUGAGGUAUGCAAAGCACUUGGAAUAGCAGAGGAGCAAUGUGAGUUGUCAAUGGGAAUGUCUGGUGACUUUGAGCAAGCAAUUGAAAUGGGAAGUACCAAUGUGAGAAUAGGAUCAACCAUAUUUGGACCACGGGAGUACCCAAAGAAACAGGCAAACUAAGCAUGUUAGAAGUCUGAUGCUCAUCCCCAAAGAGUUACAGCAUCUUCUUAUCAUUUUCUAGUUACUUUUCCUUUUGAUAGCUCAAAAUCAUUUUCUAGUUACUUGUGCAGGAAGAGCAUAGACCUCCAAUAUGACACAUCAAUCCGUAUUCCAUCAUGUUUCAAUCAUAUAUAUUUGUUGAUGUCUUCUUUGCUUUUAGUUUUCAUUUGCAAGGUUGAUAUAGGAAUGGCAUGUAUUUUGUAUUCUGAUGAAAAUCCUUUAAUCCCAAUAUUCCUUAUCUUUUUCCAAAUGCUAUA
Nelumbo nucifera (sacred lotus) is the source of this 1141-nucleotide messenger RNA. RefSeq lists its product as uncharacterized. The record is from RefSeq and is a predicted model, not a curated record. Gene Ontology annotation, molecular function: pyridoxal phosphate binding. Gene Ontology annotation, cellular component: intracellular anatomical structure. NCBI's taxonomy places the organism in Eukaryota, Viridiplantae, Streptophyta, Magnoliopsida, Proteales, Nelumbonaceae.